AUGCAUGAACGAUUAUUUGAAGUUGAUGAAUAUAUGUUUGAGAUGCCGACAUAUUCUCGAACUACUAAAAUUGGCACCAUUAAACUGGUUAGUGGAAUUUCAGCUAAAAAUGUCCAAUAUACGAUAUAUGGUAGCAUGGCAAAUUAUUUUUCGUUGGAAUUCGUUGGAACUAAAAGCAUUGAAUUGAUAAGUUUGGAAUGUCAAACGGAGUGCCAUAAAAUACCGCGACAAUUCGCACUUAUGAUACGUGCAAUAAUUGAAAAUCACAAACUACCAUAUGAUCUACCGAUAUCGAUUAAACUUACCAGUAAUAAUGAAGGACAAAGGCCGCGCUUCAAGCAAUCUGUGAUUCCGUUAAUUCUUAAAGAAAAAUCAUUCAUGAAUAAUCCAUUACUGAUUGAAGUUGAUAAUCCAAAUGAUGUCAAUCUCACUUUUAUUCUCAAUGAUUAUAAUCCAAUUUUUGAAAUUAACGAAAAAUUUGGUGUCCUUUCAAUUCGAAAUAGUGAACUACUUACCGUGGAUAAUCUUGGUGAACGUUUCAAUAUGUCGCUAUCAGUUUCAGAUGGAAAGAAUGAUAUUGAUACAGCAAUUAUCAUGAUUACUCUCAAUCCAAUUAUUGAUCAACAAACUGUGGCACCAAAAUUUUCGCAUAAUGUUUAUGCAUUUGCGGCAAAACCAGGUGAAUCUUUUGUGGGGCAAGUAUUAGCUCAAAAUUUGGAUGAUGAUAUAACAUAUCGAAUUGCUGAAGGUGGCGCAACAUUAUUUCGAAUUAAUGAAACCGAUGGAAGAAUUUUUUAUCAUGGACCACUUAGCAAAGACUCACAUAACUAUGAGUUAAAGGUUGUAGCAUUAGAUGAAAGUUCACCACCAUACAUUGAUGUAGCACUUGUUCAAGUAUUAAUUGCUGGGUUAGGAAGUUCACCAGCUAAAUUC
Molecule: messenger RNA, 933 nt
Organism: Acanthocheilonema viteae
Lineage: Eukaryota; Metazoa; Nematoda; Chromadorea; Rhabditida; Onchocercidae
Source: the annotation of a GenBank genome assembly